AUGAUGCUAACCGAUGUGGGAGUCCUAUCAUCCGAUAUUGAGCUCGUAGAGCAAUCUUCUGGUAUCCUCUCAGUGGUGCCUUCAAAAGAUGCGCUAGAAGCGGCGCGGCGAGUGGUGGACGCCUUACAUGAACUCGCCACCCGUGGUUCGCGGCCGAGUAGGCCCUUCUACUUCACAGACCCCAACGCUGUUGCAGCGUCAACAGUUCGAAGGAUAGCCGAACUCUUCACCUCGGUUCAUCAUAGUGCUCGCUUCAUCGACGGCUUGAUCUUAGGAGAGCCCCCCGUUUUCGUCUCGGCAAGCGACGUAGAGCCGCAGACCGUCUCACCUACGACGGCUACGAGUGGUGUUGAACAACGCUGGUCCAUGGGUACAGGCCCGAGUCCCCAUUUCCGCGAAGUGGGAGCCGCCAGCGGACUGAAGAUGUGUUACACAACCAUGUUCAAGGGGUACAUCGCAGUCGCCGCACGAGGGUUGACCACCGCGGAACGACUCGGCCUGCUCUACGCUCUCAAAGACAAGCUGCAGCUACUUCUGCCAGAUCACUUACGUCUAGCCGAGAGCGGAGUCACCGUCACGCCACCGAAAGCAUACCGCUGGGUAUUCGAGAUGCAGCAAAUAGCCCGAACUCAUGCCGAAGAGGGUGGGUUUGCCCUGGGUCUAUUUCAAGGAGCUGAAGGAGUGUUUCGUGACAUCGCGGAAGAUAGCGUUCUCGGGAAAGAAAAGAUUGGAAAUAGAGUUCGAGGUACAAUAAUGGAAGACUUUGCUGCCAUACUCGCAAGGAACUUGGAACACAAGACGACUUAUUGCCAAGUCUCCCCGGUUAAUGACGAGGACCAUUCCUAG
This is a messenger RNA of Colletotrichum lupini, 846 nucleotides long. RefSeq lists its product as uncharacterized. Gene Ontology annotation, molecular function: oxidoreductase activity. The record is from RefSeq and is a predicted model, not a curated record. The transcript has 3 exons. Lineage: Eukaryota; Fungi; Ascomycota; Sordariomycetes; Glomerellales; Glomerellaceae. The coding region runs from base 1 to 846 and encodes 281 amino acids.